Harpia harpyja (harpy eagle) is the source of this 1473-nucleotide messenger RNA. RefSeq names its product zinc finger protein 239-like. NCBI's taxonomy places the organism in Eukaryota, Metazoa, Chordata, Aves, Accipitriformes, Accipitridae. Bases 104 to 1249 code for a protein of 381 amino acids. The record is from RefSeq and is a predicted model, not a curated record. The transcript is spliced from 4 exons.
GGUCCCCCCGCUGCGGGCGGGGCGCGCCCCCCCCCCCCCCAUCCCCUUUUCCGCCGCUGCCGCCAGCUCGGCCCGACUCGGGGCCGGGCCCGCCCGAGGCGCCAUGUUCCUGGCCGAGGACCCCUGGGGGCUGCUGGCCCUGGGACAGUGUCCCCCCCACGUCCCCCCCGCUCCCGGCCCCGCCAACCCUCCGCAACCACCCCCGGUGCCGAUGCCGCCCACCCGUGACGCCACCGACGCCGCCUGCCACCAGCGUGGCGUCCCCACGUCCCCGCCGGCGCCGGAGGGCCACCGCUGCGGCGACUGCGGUAAGACCUUCGGCGCCCGCUCCCGGCUGGCGGUGCACCGGCGGGUGCACACCGGCGAGCGACCCUUCGCCUGCGCCCACUGCGGCAAACGCUUCAGCCAGAGCUCGGCGCUUGGCCUUCACCGGCGCCUGCACACCGGCGAGCGGCCCCACGCCUGCGCCGACUGCGGCAAAGCCUUCGCCGUGCCCUCGCACCUUGCGGUGCAUCGGCGGGUGCACACCGGCGAGCGACCCUUCGCCUGCGCCCACUGCGGCAAACGCUUCAGCCAGAGCUCGGCGCUGGCUCUGCACCGGCGCGGUCACACCGGCGAGCGGCCCCACGCCUGCGCCGAGUGUGGCAAAGCCUUCGCCGUCGCCUCUCACCUGGCCGCUCACCGCCGCAUCCACACCGGGGAGAAGCCCUUCCCCUGCCCGCGCUGCGGCAAGCGCUUCCGCCAACGCUCUGGCCUCGUCACCCACCAGCGGGGACAUAAUACCCAGAAACCCUACAAGUGCACCGAGUGCGGCAAGGCCUUUGGGCAGAGCUCGCACCUGAUGCGGCAUUUGGGCACCCACACCGGCGAGAAGCCCUACAAGUGCGGCGCCUGCGCCAAGAGCUUCACCCAGAACUCCAACCUCCUGCAGCACCAGCGCACCCACACCGGCGAGAAACCCUACGAGUGCGGCGCCUGCGGCAAACGUUUCGGCUGGAGCUCCAACCUCAGCCAACACCGCCGUCUCCACAGCGGCCAGAAGCCUUUCCAGUGCAGCCAGUGCGGCAAAUGCUUCGGUGAGAGCGCCCGUCUGCUCGAGCACCAGCGCACCCACACCGGUGAGAAGCCCUACCGCUGCCCCGACUGCCCCAAGACCUUCAGCCGCGGCUCCCACCUCGCUCGCCAUCGCCGCCUCCACGCAGCUGAGCGGGGGCCCGGUCCGGCCCUGGCAAUGCACCGGGGGCUCUGAGGGGCUCCCCAAGGAGAGGGGAGGAGGUGGUGGAGCAGAUGAUGGUGCUUCUGUGGUGACUGACCACGGGGAUGUGGUUUGACCUGCUGAUGCCCGUCGUCAACAGAAAGAUUCAUGGAGGAUCCAUAACGUGGUCAAUAGCUGCUACAGCCCUUCUGUGGUGGCCAUGGGGACGUGUUUUGUCCCUGUUGGUGCCCAUCGUCAAUACAAAGACUUCAGGAAGA